UAAUUUCUAGCAGUGUUUGAAAACUAGGAUAUUUUUAGUUGAAACUUUCAAAACAGAAUAAAAUCAGGAUGAAUUUUCUUCGAUCUCUGUACAUCCUGCUCAUCGCCCUCCCUAUCUUUAUUUUCCUUUUUGUUCGAUACCAGCCGUUACGAUAUCUACUAGCAAAAUCCGUGGACAGGGAAGCCACAGAAAUAAAAAAAGAAAAAGAUAGUAUGCUUCAAGAAAUGACAAAAGAAAAAGAAAAUAUGCUUCAAGAAUUGAAAAAAGAAAAAGAAAAUAUGCUUCAAGAAUUGACAAAAGAAAAGAAGGACCAAAACGAAGACAUGACAAAAAAAAUAACAAUAACGAAACCAAAAGAACCAACUGUUCCUCAAAACAUUGGAGUAAAAGAUUUGUGUACAUUGCUUGAUAAAGGUAUUCAAGUUGACUCUUGGUGGAAAUAUGUUUGCUUGAUUGAAAGGAAUAUCGAUAAGCCUCUAGGUUAUAAUUGUAAGAAUGCUAAGAACAUGGGAAAUUGGAAAGUUUGUUUUGAUGAAAAAUACAGCCCUAUUCGUCCAGAUAAACCCUGUUUAGUUUAUUCGUUUGGGAUAGCUUGGGAUUUUACAUUUGAUAUCGCAAUGGCGAAACAAGGUUGUGAGGUGUAUUCAUUCGAUCCAAGCAUGGGGCUCAAAGACUACACACAUAGUAAGAAUGUUUACUUUAAAAACCUUGGGUUGAGUGAUGUCGAUGAUGACAAUUUCACACCAAGAUUUGAUAUUUAUGUCAAGAAGCCUCAGGUCUGGAAAACUCGAACAUUGAGGUUAGAGGUCGGUUAUGAAAAUGUUACAGCACGAAAAUGUAAGUUGAUCCCCAGGUUAGAGGUCGGUUAUGAAAAUGUUACACCACGGAAAUGUAAGUUGAUCCCCAGGUUAGAGGUCGGUUAUGAAAAUGUUACAGCACGAAAAUGUAAGUUUAUCCCCAGGUUAGAGGUCGGUUAUGAAAAUGUUACACCACGGAAAUGUAAGUUGAUCCCCAGGUUAGAGGUCGGUUAUGAAAAUGUUACACCACGGAAAUGUAAGUUGAUCCCCAGGUUAGAGGUCGGUUAUGAAAAUGUUACACCACGGAAAUGUAAGUUGAUCCCCAGGUUACAGGUCGGUUAUGAAAAUGUUACAGCACGAAAAUGUAAGUUGAUCCCCAGGUUACAGAGAGUGAUCGACGUAUUGAAAUUUGAUAUUGAGCUAGCUGAAUGGAAGGUUAUGAUAAAUAUUAUCAAAGAUGGAAUGCUUCCUCAAAUACGACAGCUACUUACAGAAUGGCACAUCUUUCCAGGGGCACCAAAAAGAGAUGAACUCAAAACCUUUUAUGAAAUGCAUCGUGAUUUGCCAUCACACGGGCUGGAGACGUUUUUUAAAACGGGUCAUGCUCGUCAACAUUCUGAUUUACUAAAAUUUAAUUCUCAAGCCGAGUCUUGUUAUAUCAAUGUCAAGUUUACGGACUCAAAAUAA
Messenger RNA from Lottia gigantea (owl limpet), 1484 nucleotides. RefSeq lists its product as hypothetical. The record is from RefSeq and is a predicted model, not a curated record. The coding region runs from base 69 to 1484 and encodes 471 amino acids. NCBI's taxonomy places the organism in Eukaryota, Metazoa, Mollusca, Gastropoda, Lottiidae. The transcript has 8 exons.